ACUGAAAUGAAUAAUAUUUAAUGGAAGCCAGCAAGCACAGAACGGUGUUGAUGUGUUGUUUACUGUCACUUUCAUCGUUCGUUCGUUUCAUCUUCCAUCAUUUCCAAGGGUCAAUGUGAAUUUGAGGGCUCUAUAUCUUUGGGGGGACUGGUGGCAGUGGCUUGUUGGAAGGGGACUUGGCCAUAGUACUCCGUGGAAGGUUGAGAGUUUGAUCUUUGAUGGAGUGCAAUAAAGAAGAGGCCUUAAGGGCCAGGGACAUUGCUGAGAAGAAGAUCGAAAGCAGGGAUUUCACGGGAGCUCGUAAAUUUGCUCUCAAGGCUCAGCGGUUGUUUCCUGAUUUGGAAAAUAUAUCUCAAAUGCUUGUUGUUUGUGAUGUGCACUGUUCUGCUGAGCAGAAAUUAUUUGGUAAUGAGAUAGACUGGUACGGAAUUCUCCAAGUUGAACAGACAGCUGAUGAUGCAACAAUUAAGAAGCAAUACAGGAAGUAUGCUCUCCAAUUGCAUCCUGACAAAAACAAGUUUGCUGGUGCAGAAUCUGCUUUUAAGUUGAUUGGGGAAGCUCAAAGAGUGCUUUUGGACAAAGAAAAACGAACUCAGCUUGACAUGAAGCGCAGGGUUCCUACAAGCAAAACUGCUAUGCCGCGCCAUAAUCCGCAGAAAGCUCCUACGAAUUUCAAUUCUGCGACGAAAACCAACAAUGUCAAGCCCAAAUUCACAAACACGAAAGCUCAGCAGCAGCGACAGCAACAACAACAAAGACAGCAAGCGAAGCAGCAACAAAAUGGUAGCCGCCCUACUUUUUGGACCCACUGCCCAUUUUGUUCUGUUAAGUAUCAGUAUUACAGAGAAGUUUUAAAUAAACCUCUUCGCUGCCAACAUUGCCAGAAGCCCUUCAUUGCAUGUGAUGCGAAUGUUCAAGGUACAUCACCAGCAACUAAUUCAAGUCAGCAAGCUUUUAACCAGCAGAAAGAUGGUCUGAAUCAUGAUGCUUCCAGGGUGGGUGUUGAAUCUCAAGGCAACUUGCAUGCUGAGAAGUCCAAUACAGGGCCUUAUGAGAAAAAAGGCCCUACUAAUGUCUCUCAAAAGCCAAAUGGAAAGAGAAAGAGGAAUCAGGUUGCAGAAUCCAGUCAAAGUUCUGAUUUUACAAGCAGCAGUGGUUCUGAAGAUGAUAUGUUUGCUGGUGGGGAUGGUUUUCCUGGUGUAGGAAACCAUUCGACUUAUGCGGAAGAACAACGGCGCAGAUCUUCACGUCAAAAACAAAAUGUUUCAUACAAAGAUAAUGUGUGUAACGAAGGUGAUGACUUAUUAAGACCCUCAAAAAGCGGUCAUGGUGAGACCACUGAAGUGAAAGUUCAGAAUGGUUUUGCUGCUGACCCUUCAUAUCCAACUUCUAAAGCGGCAAAUCAUCCAAAUGUUUAUCUCUAUCCUGAAGCAGAGUUCAGUGACUUUGACAAGGGCAGGGAAAAAAAAUGUUUUGCCGCAGGGCAGAUUUGGGCUAUUUAUGAUCCAACAGAUGGCAUGCCUAGAUUCUAUGCUUUAAUCAGUAAAGUUCUCUCUCCUGAGUUCAAGCUGCAGAUAACAUGGUUUGUACCACAUCCUGAUGACAGCGAUGAAAUCAACUGGGUAAAGGCAGAAUUGCCCGUUGCUUGUGGGAAGUAUAGACUUGGUGGCACUGACAUCACUGAAGAUCACCUAAUGUUCUCUCAUCUGGUUAUGUGUGGAAGAGUUAGCCGGAAUAUUAAAGUGUAUCCUAGAAAGGGUGAAACUUGGGCUCUUUUCAAGAAUUGGGAUAUCAAAUGGUACAUGCAUCCAGAAUCUAAUAAGCAGUAUGAAUUUGAGUUUGUUGAAAUCUUGUCAGAUUACGUCGAAGGUGAGGGUGUGCGCGUUGCAUACUUAUCUAAGUUGAAAGGUUUUGCAUGCCUCUUUCGAAUUACGAAAGAAGAUAGCCAGACAUUUCAAAUUCCACUCGGGGAAUUAUUUAGAUUCUCUCACAGAGUUCCAUCUUUCAAAAUGACUGGUCAGGAAGGAGUAGGUGUUCAUAUAGGAUCUUAUGAACUUGAUCCUGCAUCUUUGCCAUUGAAUCUUGAAGGUAUUGCUGUUCCUGAAAAUUUUGAUGUCAAGAUUGGCCAAAGUUCAUCUGACAGGGAUAAUAGAAGCAAUUUGGCUGAGAACAAGGAUUCAGUUGAUGAUAUUGAUGAUCUUCUUGCUUCUCCAGCUUCGACUCAGGGUCCCAUUGAAAUUCCAGAUUCUAAAUUCUUCAAUUUUGAUUCCAGGAGGUCCCUUGAAAAGUUUCAGAUUGGCCAGAUUUGGGCAUUUUACAGUGAUGAGGAUGGAUUGCCAAAAUAUUAUGGUCAGAUUAGUAAGAUUGAGACCAGCCCAGAUCUUGAAUUGCAUGUUCAUUGGCUUACUUGCUGCUGGCUACCUGAGGAUACCAUUAAAUGGGAAGAAGAAGAUAUGCCUAUUUCCUGUGGCAGAUUUAAUGUUCGUAAAUCAGCUGAAUUUCUCAAUGUUUAUAAUGACACAUCUUCUAUUUCACAUCAAGUGCACGCUGAUGCUGUUGUUCAGAAUAAGCGUUACGCCAUCUUUCCAAAGCAAGGUGAAGUCUGGGCACUAUAUAGAAAUUGGUCAAGUGGAAUCAAAAGUUCUGACCUGAAAAAUUGGGAGUAUGACAUAGUUGAAGUUCUUGGAGAAACUGAUGUGUUCAUAGAUGUUUUAAUAUUGGAGCAUGUCCCUGAUUUCAGUUCAGUUUUCAGGGCCAAAUCAAAUCUAGGGCCGUCUGUCAACCUUAGAAAAAUAUCCAAAAAAGAGUUGCUUAGGUUCUCCCACCAAAUCCCAGGUUUCAGGCUGACAGAAGAAGAGCAUGGCAAUCUGAGAGGCUUCUGGGAACUUGAUCCCGGUGCGCUACCAGUUCAUUACUAUCAUGUAUAAGAAGAAAGGGAUUGGGGAAGAAGAAGCGUUAUUUUGGAGACUCAGGUUUUUGUAAUUAGAUGAGGACUCACUGCAGUUAAUAUGACAGCACCGGAGGUGUACAUUUUGUUAAUGUUUCGGCAACCCCUUGAAGUUGAAGGAAGGUAUGCCGGUUCCUAAUGUGAAAUUUAUAAGUAUUAGGUUACAAAUUACUAAAGGAGGUGUGAGAGUUUAAUGAUCAUGUAGUUGUCAUAUUUUUCUGUUCUGUUAUCUUCAUUGUAUAUCUGGUAGAAAAGACUGACUUGCAUGUAUGGCAUUAGGCUCUGGUAGCCAUGGUAAAUAUGAUGUUAGCUCUCU
Molecule: messenger RNA, 3263 nt
Organism: Lotus japonicus
Lineage: Eukaryota; Viridiplantae; Streptophyta; Magnoliopsida; Fabales; Fabaceae
Exons: 3
Coding region: 219-2927 (902 amino acids)
Source: RefSeq, a predicted model, not a curated record